AAUAAUUCCUGAUGAUUUAAACCAAGAUAUUAGAGAUAUAAAGAAAUGUCCGGAUUGUCCACAUAACACGAUGUUUAUAUAUGACUUUAUAUUAUUAAUUGAAGAUGAACACGGUUCUACUCUUUCUACACUAGUUAACGGAGGUUCCGCA
Scutellospora calospora is the source of this 151-nucleotide messenger RNA. Lineage: Eukaryota; Fungi; Glomeromycota; Glomeromycetes; Diversisporales; Gigasporaceae. The record is from the annotation of a GenBank genome assembly.